Molecule: messenger RNA, 735 nt
Organism: Olea europaea var. sylvestris
Lineage: Eukaryota; Viridiplantae; Streptophyta; Magnoliopsida; Lamiales; Oleaceae
Product: protein kish-like
Exons: 5
Coding region: 239-451 (70 amino acids)
Biological process (GO): intracellular transport; protein secretion
Source: RefSeq, a predicted model, not a curated record
UUUUCUUUUUUUUUUUUUUGAUAACCCAGGUCUAUUGAGAAGGCGGAGAGCAGCCUAGGUUUUCUUUAUCGGUAUUACACUAAAAAUUGGGAAUACAUUCAUCAUCGCCGGCACCAAUUUAUCGUAUGUUGCAGUGAUUUCUUCUCAACUUCUUCAUCACCAAACUUGGAAGACGAGAGUCAGAAGUUAUUAAAAGGGGGAUCAAUUCAGACGAUAUUAAAACGGAAAUUAUUUGAAUAUGUCAGCUCUCUUCAAUUUCCACUCUUUCCUCACAGUGGUGUUGUUAGGCAUCUGUACCUGCACUUAUUUGAAGAUGCAAUUUCCAGCUGUUCUUGAGAAGAGAACUGGGUUUCAAGGUGUCUUCUGGAAGGCUGCUAGAAUAGGUGAGAGAUUAAGCCCUUGGGUGGCUGUAGGAUGCUUCACAAUGGGUGUGUCUAUAAUCUUCUUCUAAGAGGAGAGCUAUGCACAUGUACCCCAACAACCAUUUAAACCCUCUAUUUUAUUUUGUACUGCUUCAUGCAGUUGAAAGCUAAUUUAAUGAACUUGUUUGGAUGUCACUAAAGCAUUCUUUACUUUGACUUUUGUACUGUUAAGAUUUAUGCGAUACCUAUUUGUUUGAUUAUUUAAUACAUUUUGGUGAUCCUUGUAAACUGUUCAAAUCCCGGAACUAAUACACGAAGGAGCUGGAUUAAUUGAAGAAAAUUGAUGGAAAUACUUACCAUAAUUAAUGAUGUA